This is a messenger RNA of Saccoglossus kowalevskii, 893 nucleotides long. RefSeq lists its product as uncharacterized. NCBI's taxonomy places the organism in Eukaryota, Metazoa, Hemichordata, Enteropneusta, Harrimaniidae. The record is from RefSeq and is a predicted model, not a curated record.
AUUUCGCUGAGCUUUACAGCAAGCGCAAGAUAUUUACAUACACCUAACUCUCGCAAAUGAUAAAAGAAAAGAAAGGCAGAGUCGUUCAAUCUCAUCGUAUAAAAAUUCUUCUAGUCGUAGUUCUUCCAGUAGUUCAUCAGAAGACAGGAGGUUCAAAGAAUCUCGUCAUGAUAGGAAGAAACACAAGCAGCGUAGUCUUUCUUCUGACAGUAGAGAAAAACACAAUAAAAGACGCAGGAGAUCAAGAAGUUCUUCUACCUCUACUUCAGAUUCAUCAUCAAGUCCAAGUCCAAAGAGAAAGAAGAAGAAAAAACAUAAAAAGAAAAAACAUAAGAAAGAAAAAAAGAAAGAAAAGAGCAAGGAAGCAGGGCAGACUAGUGGACCAGUUCAGCUAUCAAAGUUUAUAAAAGAAAGAAAAGAUUCAAGGAGUGCAGUGUCAGGUCACAAAAUAAAACUGAAGGUCAAAAAGACCAGUAAAGACAAACAGCGUGAUAAGAACAGAGAAAAAUUACUGGAUUUCCUUAAUUCUACUAUGUAACUCCAUCCAACACAAUGUGACUGAAUAGUAAUAUGCAAAACUGUAAUGAUAUUAUGUACAUGUUUCUGGUUUGAGCAGUGAAAAAGUGAUGAAAGAACACCGAGAAGACAACAUGCCAUACAUGCACUCCUAGAGUACUUCUACCAAAAUCUUUCUGUACAUAUACGAUGAGAAGUUAUUUAUUAAUCGAAUAGAAAAACAGAUGUUGUCAGUUCGUACAAGUUUUUGUAUAACAUGACUAUAAUGGCAGAUACCCCGGUAAUAGUAAAAGGAAUCAAACAUGUUUGUUCUUUUUAAGAUGCAUGCAACUAAAAAAUGCUUUAAUUACAUUGUUUAUUUCUUUCUAAAAAUAGAA